Messenger RNA from Triticum turgidum subsp. durum (durum wheat), 1488 nucleotides. Lineage: Eukaryota; Viridiplantae; Streptophyta; Magnoliopsida; Poales; Poaceae. The record is from the annotation of a GenBank genome assembly.
AUGGCCGCCGGCGAGAGGAAGGAGGCGGGGGCGGCGCCAUUGCUGCCUAGGGAGAGGAGGGUGUGCAAGGAGGGGUGCCCCGGGUGCAGGCUGGACCAGAUCAACAAGACCAACACCGGCGUCCCCUACCUCAACUUCUUCUACGUCUGGGUCAUCUGCCUCUGCGCCGCGCUGCCGAUCCAGUCACUAUUUCCCUACCUAUACUUCAUGAUUAGGGACUUGAAAGUCGCAAAGCAACAACAAGACAUCGGGUUCUAUGCUGGUUUUGUCGGGGCUGCAUAUUUCCUUGGAAGAACCAUUAGUGCUGUGCCAUGGGGCAUGUUUGCUGACAAAUAUGGGAGGAAGCCUUGCAUUGUGAUUAGUAUCCUCUCAAUCAUUGUAUUUAACACCCUCUUCGGCCUUAGCACGACAUACUGGAUGGCAAUUGUUACUAGGGGGCUACUUGGGUUACUCUGUGGUAUAUUAGGACCAAUCAAGGCCUAUGCCUUAGAAGUCUGCAGAAAAGAGCACCAAGCUCUAGGAAUUUCUCUGGUUACAUCUUCGCGAGCAAUAGCUCUUAUUAUUGGGCCAGCCAUUGGAGGAUUUCUUGCACAACCUGCAAAGAAGUACCCAAAUCUUUUCUCUGAGGAAUCCAUAUUUGGAAGGCAUCCAUAUUUCCUCCCUUGCUUCGCCAUAUCGGGUCUAGCGGCAGGAGCAUGUGUUGCAUGCAUUUGGCUUCCGGAAACUCUGCACCUUUGUCAUGAUGAAAAAAUAGAAGCCGUUGACACAAUGCGCACACAAGUUGCUGAUUUGACCUUAGAAGAUGGAAAAGUUAAACAAUCUGGACCUGGCAGAAUGUCAUCUACAAUGAGCCUGCUAAAGAAUAGGCAGUUGAUGUCAGGAAUAACCCUCUAUUGUGUCUUCUCUCUUCACGAUACAGCUUAUCUUGAGAUAUUUUCACUCUGGGCGGUAAGCAGUAGAAAAUAUCGGGGACUGAGUUUGACAUCUCAGGAUGUUGGCACUGUGCUAGCUAUCUCGGGUUUUGGUGUUUUGGUGUAUCAACUUGUGAUUUACCCACUCCUUGCCAAGUAUGCUGGGUUAAUCAAGGCAUUCCGUUCUGCAACGGUAUUAUCUAUACUUCUGCUUGCAACAUACCCAUUCAUGCGCAGUCUAAAUGGUGUGGAGCUCAAAGUACUCAUCGUCAUAGCUUCGCUUCUGAAGAAUAUGUUUUCGGCUACGAUUACUAUUGCAUGUAACAUUCUACAAAACACAGCAGUGACACAAGAACAAAGGGGUGUUGCCAAUGGUAUCUCCGUGACUCUGAUGUCUGUCUUUAAAGCAGUAGCUCCAGCAGCAGCGGGAAUUUUGUUUUCAUGGGCUCAGAAGAAUAUAACUGGUUUGUUCUUACCAGGUGAUCAGAUCUUGUUCUUGAUGCUGAACAUGGUGUCAGUAAUUGGGCUCUUGCUGUCGUUCGAACCAUUUUUCUCUAUGCCGAGUGCGACUAAAUAA